Paralichthys olivaceus (Japanese flounder) is the source of this 681-nucleotide messenger RNA. It is a transcript of the gene gng10, whose product is annotated as guanine nucleotide binding protein (G protein), gamma 10. Lineage: Eukaryota; Metazoa; Chordata; Actinopteri; Pleuronectiformes; Paralichthyidae. Gene Ontology annotation, cellular component: heterotrimeric G-protein complex. Gene Ontology annotation, molecular function: G-protein beta-subunit binding. Gene Ontology annotation, biological process: G protein-coupled receptor signaling pathway. The record is from RefSeq and is a predicted model, not a curated record.
UGGUCGUCAGGGAAGAGACACACUUUCGACAGCACAACGCUUCCGGGUUGGGCUUCCGGGUUGUGCAACGUGGUGAGACGCGCGGUGAGCUUUCUCUGCCCAUUAGUGGAGUCAACUGCUGCGUUGAAAGACCGAAGGGACUUUUUUUUUAAACAAGGAAUUCUUCUUUCCCUAAACAAUUUCUCAACAACAUGACGUCUAAUUCCAAUUUAUCCAACAUGCGACGGCUGGUGGAACAACUGAAGCUUGAGGCCAGCGUGGAACGAAUCAAGGUGUCCCAGGCAGCUGCAGAGCUGCAGCAGUACUGUCUGCAGAACGCAGGCAAAGACGCCCUGCUGGUCGGAGUCCCCACAGGCAGCAACCCCUUCAGAGAGCCACGCUCCUGUGCUGUCGUGUGAAGAGGAGGAAGAAGUGGACACGUCUGGCAUCUUGCUCACUGAAGAUUAUGUUUUGUUUUUUAGGCCAUUUUUCUACUAUAUUUUAAUGUUUUUGAAGAGAAAUUUUCAAAUAAAUGUCUUGUUUUACCACAUCACUGUACUGCCAUUCCAUUUUUCAUCACAUUACAGAGCAUUGUGUACUUCAUCGUCUCUGUUGAAAUACUUUUUCAAUGCUGUAUUAGUGUGAUCCCUGUCGUACACACUGGACAGAGGAGCCAUAAAAGCGAUUAAGCGGAUGUUUCUA